CGAACGCGGUUGCUUUGAGAGUCAGUUGAUGAUGAUACAUUUGCUGUAUAAAUUAACAGAUCUUAAAAAUUUUUCAACAAUAUUUAGUUUUCAUCUCAAUGCCUUUAAUAGAAAUAGUAAACCGGGUUUGAUUAUUAGAGAUUAGUAGAUGAUUUUUAAAAUAAUUGGGUGCAAUAAUUUGUAAAUGAAGUGUAAAUUUGUCGUUAUUUUAAUAAAAGAAUUAAUAGAAUUGUAAAAUGGAUUCAAAAGUUGAUAUUGAAAAGAAAAAACAUCCGCGAGAAGGUGUUAAUCCGUUGAAUGCUUUAACAUUUGGAUGGAUUCUGAAAAUCUUUUGGAAAGGAUACAAGCGAGAUUUGGAAAUCGAAGAUCUUUUCAGGCCAUUGAAAGAACACAAGAGUAGUGUCUUGGGUGAUAAAUUAGCAGCAGCAUGGGAAAAAGAAUUGGAAAAUUACAACACAGAUGAAGAAUCGGACAGAUUAGACAGUGAUUUUGAAGUAAAGCAUAAAAAAAUGAAAACACCUAGUUUACUGAAAGCGUUGAUUAAAGUUUUUGGUUUUCGCAUUGCUCUUUAUGGAGUUGCAUUGGCAAUUAUGGAACUUGUUUUACGAAUGCUACAACCAGUAGCUUUAGCGCGACUUCUUCGUUUUUUCACAACAUCAGAAAUAAGCAGAACAGAAGCGUUUCUUUACGGUGGUGGUGUAAUACUGUGCUCAGCAAUAAAUAUAUUUGUAGCCCAUCCUUCAAUGCUGGCAAUUUUUCACAUGGGGAUGAAAAUGCGUCUAGCAUGUUGCUCACUAAUUUACCGAAAAUCAUUGAAACUUUCAAGAACAGCUUUGGGAGAGACGACAGUUGGACAAGCAGUGAAUCUUUUAUCGAACGACGUCAGUAGAUUUGACUAUGCUGUGAUAUUCAUUCACUACUUAUGGAUCGGGCCUGUUGCGACAAUAAUUGUUACCUACUUGAUGUACCUAGAAGUUGGAGUAGCUGCGAUAAUUGGCGUGGCUUCGCUGUUAAUAUUUAUACCCGUUCAAGGAUGGCUCGGAAAACAAUCAUCAACAUUACGUCUACGUACGGCGAAACGUACUGAUGAAAGAAUUCAUUUGACUAAUGAAAUAGUGAGUGGUAUCCAAGCUAUAAAAAUGUAUGCAUGGGAACACCCGUUCAGUGAUCUUAUUAAAAAUGUUCGUAAAAAGGAAAUGCGCGUUAUAAGAUAUGCUUCAUUUCUUCGAGGAGUUACCAUGUCUUUCAUGAUGUUUGUUACACGAUUAUCAUUAUUCUUUACAAUAUUGGCUUGUGUCUUAUCUGAGAAAAAAAUGACUGCCGAAAUGGUUUUCAUGGUAGCGGCAUACUAUAAUAUUUUACGUCAAAUUAUGACAGUAUUUUUUCCGAUCGGAAUUACUCAAGUUGCCGAGGCUUUAGUAUCAGUAAAACGUCUUGAAAAAUUUUUGAUGUAUGAUGAAAUUGAGAUAAAUAAUAAUAAUCAUGAUGACGAUGAUGAUAAUGAUAAUAAUAAUGGAAACAAUAAAGAUUUUAAUAGAAGCAAUGAUAUAGAAGAUGAUUGUAACGCCGAAUUGAAAACUAAUGUUGAUGAAGGUUCUUUGAGGUUUAACAAUGUUUAUGCAAAAUGGUUGGAUUCUGAUCAUGAAGAUACGUUGAAAGAAAUCAAUAUACAUAUUGAACCGGGCCAAUUAGUGGCUGUAGUAGGGCAAGUUGGUUCGGGUAAAUCAAGCUUACUCAAUGCUAUUCUCAAAGAACUUCCAGCGCACACGGGAAGUAUUGAUGUACGCGGUAAAGUAGCUUACGCGAGCCAAGAACCCUGGUUAUUCGCUGGUUCAGUAAAGCAGAAUAUAGUCUUUGGACGACCAUGGGAUGCUAGGAAGUACGAUAAAGUUGUCAAAGUAUGUCAGCUGAAACGAGAUUUUUCACUAUUCCCAUACGGCGACAAGACUAUUGUCGGUGAACGCGGGGUAAGUUUAUCUGGUGGACAGAGAGCGCGUAUCAAUUUAGCGCGAGCUGUUUACUCGGAUACACAGAUAUUUUUACUGGACGAUCCACUGAGUGCAGUAGACGCGCAUGUGGGUAAACACAUGUUCGAAGAGUGCAUUGAAAAGUACUUGAAUGGAAAAACAAGAAUACUUGUGACACAUCAGAUACAAUUUUUAAGUAAUGUUGAGAAGAUAAUUGUCAUGAAGGACGGUGCUAUUAUUGCUGAAGGCAGUUACAAUAAACUAGUGGAGAUGGGUGUUGACUUUGGUCGUUUACUCGAUUCAGCACCAAAAGAAGAGAAUGAAGAAACUUUAUUGAUGUCGACCAGCCGUAGUAAUUCGCGAAAUACAAGUAUUGCUUCAUUUAUUUCAUCUAAGAAUAAUGUAGCUGACUACAAUCAGUUUGAACCGGAAGAAAUUGCAGAGACCUGUAGCCGUGGAUCGAUUGGGGGAAAAAUGUACGCAUCUUAUUUUAAGGCAGGAGGUAACUGUUGCGUUCUUUGUUUCCUAACGCUACUGUUCGUUGUUGCUCAAGCAUUUGCGAGCGGCGGAGAUUUUUUCGUUGCAUUUUGGGUUAAUCUAGAACAGGGUAAUAGGAAUAAUUUUACCUUUAGUAAUCUACUACAUACUACGACUCACACGUCUGGUUUUUCCGAUCAAGAUAGAUAUAUUUGCAUAUAUAUAUUCACAGGUUUAACAGCUUUGACAGUUGUGAUGUCUCUUAUUCGAUCAUUUGCAUUUUUUGAAGUAUGUGUACGAGCGUCCAAACGUUUACAUGACAGAAUGUUUCGUAGUAUUUGCCACGCGCCAAUGAGGUUUUUUAAUACGAAUUCUUCAGGACGGGUAUUGAAUCGGUUUUCUCAGGACAUCGGCGCUGUUGACGAGUUAUUGCCCAUAGCCAUGAUCGAUUGUGUACAAAUAACUUUAGCACUGACUGGCAUAAUUGUUGUUGUGAGUGUUUCUAAUGUAUGGUUACUAUUACCGACAUUUGUCAUUUGUACUAUAUUUUACAUUUUACGGGUUAUUUAUAUAUCAACAAGUCGUAGCAUUAAACGACUCGAGGGUAUAACAAGAUCACCGGUAUUUAAUCACUUAGGUGCAACAUUGCAGGGUCUACCGACAAUACGUUCAUUCAAUGCAGAAGAAAUACUUACUAAAGAAUUUGAUCACCAUCAGGAUCUGCAUUCAUCUGCAUGGUAUAUUUACAUAGCAUCGUCACGCGCAUUCGGUUUUUGGCUCGAUAUUUUUUGUCUCAUCUACAUUGCCUGUGUAACAAUGAGCUUUUUGCUCUUAUCUGACGAUGAGAAUAAAACGUUUGAAGGUGGUAAUGUUGGUCUAGCAAUUACUCAAAGUAUCGGAUUAACGGGAAUGUUUCAGUGGGGUAUGAGACAGAGUGCUGAAGUGGAGAAUCAAAUGACUUCGGUGGAGCGAGUGCUCGAGUAUACUAACAUUGAGAGUGAACCGGCACUCGAGAGUUUGCCUGAAAAAAAACCUAAAGAUGACUGGCCGUCAAGAGGUAAAGUCGAAUUUAAACGCGUUUACUUGGCUUAUUCCCCACUAGAACCACCGGUGCUCAGGAAUCUCAACUUUACUAUUGAGCCACGUGAAAAAAUAGGAAUUGUUGGACGCACUGGAGCAGGAAAAUCUUCCCUAAUAGCUGCCUUAUUCCGGCUCGCUGAGAUUGAGGGUAACAUUGAGAUCGAUGGUGUAGAUACCGGUGAAAUUGGACUCCACGAUUUUCGCGCCAAGAUAAGCAUAAUUCCACAAGAGCCUUUCUUGUUCUCCGGUACAUUGAGAAGAAAUCUCGAUCCCUUUGAACAGUAUCCAGACAGUGUACUGUGGUCGGCAUUGGAAGAUGUUGAACUUAAAGAAAUGGGCCUUGAGGGCCACGUUAAUGAAGGUGGUACUAAUUUAAGUGUCGGACAACGGCAGUUAAUUUGUCUUGCGCGUGCUAUUGUUAGAAAUAAUAAAGUUCUUGUACUCGAUGAAGCUACCGCUAACGUUGAUCCACGUACGGACGAAUUCAUCCAGAAGGCCAUUAGACGCAAAUUCGCCGAUUGCACCGUUCUUACGAUUGCCCAUCGACUCAAUACUGUUAUGGACAGUGACAGGAUAUUAGUUAUGGAUGCUGGUUCAGUUGUGGAAUUUGAUCACCCACAUAAUCUACUGCGAAAUGAAUACGGAUUUUUAUCCAACAUGGUAAAGGAAACUGGUGAAACAAUGAUAGAAGCUCUCAAAAAUGUGGCUCAACAAAAUUAUGAACUUCAUCAACCAUCCCCGAUGAUAACAUUUUAG
Microplitis mediator is the source of this 4280-nucleotide messenger RNA. Its product is annotated as probable multidrug resistance-associated protein lethal(2)03659. The transcript is spliced from 5 exons. Gene Ontology annotation, cellular component: membrane. Gene Ontology annotation, biological process: transmembrane transport. The record is from RefSeq and is a predicted model, not a curated record. Gene Ontology annotation, molecular function: ABC-type transporter activity; ATP hydrolysis activity; ATP binding. The coding region runs from base 237 to 4280 and encodes 1347 amino acids. Lineage: Eukaryota; Metazoa; Arthropoda; Insecta; Hymenoptera; Braconidae.